Messenger RNA from Closterium sp. Naga37s-1, 2115 nucleotides. The record is from the annotation of a GenBank genome assembly. NCBI's taxonomy places the organism in Eukaryota, Viridiplantae, Streptophyta, Zygnematophyceae, Desmidiales, Closteriaceae.
AUGGAGGCAAGCACGAGCAUGAGUAGCCUGCCAGACGACCUCCUCCUUGCCAUCCUGAGGCGGUCCUUUCAGCAGCUCGCUUCAUGCAAGUCCCGCAUUGACAGUCUAUGGGCCUCCAGCUAUGAAUGCUCAUCCACGAGUAACUGCACGGAGCAAGACGAUGCGAUAGUCAACACACCCAUAGCAUCCCCUCCUCCCCUCGCACACGCCUCUCAAAAUCUCCUCCUCGCGUCCGUCUGCCGUCGUUGGCGUCGCCUCACAAAGCUCCAUGUCACCACGCUCUCCGUGAAAGCAGACCUCUUGGUGUCCCAGGAAAACCUCUCAAUAGCCGUCGCAUGUUUCCCCAGUCUCACGCAUCUGCAUCUGAGUGACAGCAGCGUCAAGUCGCUCGACGAUGCCUUCCUAGCUCAACUCGCCUCUUCUUGCCCGCAACUGACGGCUCUCCACCCUGUGGGUGCUCCAGGCGUGACUCAACCAGCCUGCCUGAAAUCGCUCAAUUUCAUGCUGUGUUGUCCUGAUAUCAACACCAUCUUCCCACCGGCAUCGCCGUUCACCUGGCUAGAGGAGCUGCUGAUCACCCAGUGCAGUGAGCUGGAGACCCUUCCCGACCGCAUAGGAGAUCUGUUGCCGUGCCUUCGCAAGCUGACCAUUCGCGAGUGCUACUAUUUCGCUCACUUGCCUGAAAGCUUCACCUCUCUGUACCAUUUGGAAGAGCUCUUUAUCUCCACAUGUAAUGACUUCACCCUACCCACCAACUUCGGCCACCUGCCUACCCUCAAAUUACUGGUGCUGGAAAGUUUGUCAUUCACCGAAUUUCCUCCUUCCUUCUGUCAUCUCACAUCUCUCGAGGCACUCUUUUUAGUUGAUUGCCACCCGCUUUUGAAUCUGCCGGCAGGGUUCUGCCACUUGAUAGCUCUCAAGGCGCUCUGCUUCUCAAGAUGCGAGGGCCUUGCGUUGCCAGAGGACGUUGGGGCCCUUGCAAGGCUAGAGUCUCUCCGGUUGCACAACUGCCAGCACGAGCCCCUUCCACGUUCCUUCACCGACCUCUCCUCCCUCACGAGCCUUGAGCUGAGCGCAUGCUUUGGAGGCGAGCUGCCAGCCCUCGGCGAGCUGAGCAGGCUGCAGGAGCUGAAAAUCAUUGAUCUUCCCAUCAGCACGCUUCCUACCUCACUGACACGGCUCACAGGACUGCAGAGCUUGGAGGUGAGGGGGUGCCAGGCACUCUCAGAAGUGCCCCCUCGGCUGGAUAUGCUCGUGGGGCUGAAGAGGCUGGUGCUCACGGAGUGUGAGGAGCUGGGUAGACCCCCUGCUGGUCUGCCACCCUCCCUUGAGACCCUGUGCUUGGGGCCCUUCGUGGAAGGUUCGUCCCAUGUGGUGGACGUCUCUAGGUUGUCGCAGCUGAGGGUGCUGAAGCUGAACUGCGUUGGGGUGCGGUCCGCAGUGAACAGCAACUUGGCGUGCCAGGAGGAGCAGGAUGAGCAGGUGGGGCAGGUGGGGCAGGUGGGGCAGGAAGAGUGGGUGGGGCAGGUGGGCCAGGUGGGGCAGGGGGGCCAGGGGGGCCAGGGGGAGCAGGGGGGGCAGGAGGGGCGGGGAGAGCAUGUGGAGCAGGGGGGACAGGGAAAGCAGGGGGGGAAGAGGGGGCAGGGGGAGCAAGGGGGGCAGGGCGUGCAGCUGCAUAAACUGGAGAGGCUGGAGAUGCGGUUGGACAGUUACAUUCAAGAGCUCCCGAUCCCCUUGACUUUUCUCCCUCGCCUGCGCAGCUUGUUAAUAGAUGCGCCUAGAGUCUGCAGCUUCCCGGAGAACAUGGGUGCAGCGCUGCCGCAGCUACGGCAGCUGGAGCUUCUUUCAUGGUCACCAGAGAAGCUUCCAGGAAGCAUAGUGCACCUCCGUUCCCUCACAUCACUUAUGGUUGAAGCACCUCAGCUGGUGUCGCUGCCUCAAGGCAUAAGCUGCUUGUCUCGGCUGCGCAGGCUGGAGCUGAUUCGCUGCAUCGCCUUGCAGCACAGCACAGAGUUGCUUCUCUCCCAGCUCGCCAGCCUGCAGCAUCUAAUACUCAAUGACGCCCCAGGCACACCCCUUCCUGUCACUUACGUGCUGCUGACGGAUAAGCCUUGA